AUGGCUGAUGGAACGGAGCGCCCCAUAGCUUUUGCGUCACGCUCCCUUACUGCUGCAGAGAAGAACUACGCACAGAUCGACAGGGAAGCUUUGAGCCUUGUAUGGGGUGUGAAACGAUUCAAUCAGUAUCUGUAUGGAAACAAGUUCACCUUGGUUACAGACCAUCAGCCGCUGGUUUCCAUAUUCAGUCCUCAGAAAGGAGUUCCAAUGACAGCAGCAGCACGGAUGCAAAGGUGGGCGUUGUUUCUGGGAGGACAUAGAUACCAGAUUGAAUUCAAAAGAACGCACAAACAUGCUAACGCUGACGGGCUAUCACGUCUACCAUUGGAUGGGUGUGAUUCAAAGACAGAGAAUGUAAGCACACCUUUGGAUGUUUUUACAAUUGCUCAGCUUGAGAGUUCUCCUGUUACAGACGAAAUGAUUCGGAGAGAAACCAGGAGAGAUCCUGCAUUGUCCCAGGUAUAUUCAGCUAUACUGUCUGGCUGGAAUGCAGAGCAGAAGCUUCGAUUCACACAAUUCUAUCAGCGCCGUGAUGAACUCACUCUAGAUGGUGGUUGCAUCAUGUGGGGUUUAAGGGUUGUUGUACCACCUGAGUUGAGAACUCGAGUCUUGGAGGAGCUUCACGUUGGACAUCUUGGGGUGGUAAAGAUGAAGUCACUUGCAAGAAGUUUUGUAUGGUGGCCCGGUAUAGAUCAGCAGAUCGAGCAGCUCGCCAUGCACUGCUCAGGAUGUCAAUAUGUGCAAAAGAUGCCUAAACCUGCACCGCUACAUCCUUGGGAAUGGCCUGCAUUACCGUGGCAAAGGAUCCAUGUUGAUUUUGCGGGUCCUUUCAUGGGCACUACAUUUCUGGUUGUUGUUGAUGCAUGUUCAAAGUGGCCAGAAGUGUUCAGCAUGACCUCCACAACUGCCACUCAAACUGUGUUGGUUCUGAGAGAACUUUUCGCAAGGACUGGUGUACCAGAACAGCUGGUGAGUGACAAUGGCCCUCCGUUUAUAUCUGAGGAGUUCCAGAUCUUCCUAAGGAACAAUGGUAUCAAGCAUGUGACCUCAGCGCCCUACCACCCAGCUACUAAUGGCUUAGCUGAGAGAUUUGUGCAAAGCUUGAAGAAUGCACUGCGAGCCAUGACACAUGAGAAGCUCACACUAAGCCAGAAGCUUCACAAUUUCUUGUUUGCAUAUCGAAAUGCAACUCAUGUCACCACAAAUCGAACACCUGCCAUGUUGUUCCUUGGUAGACCCUUACGUUCAAGACUAGACUUGCUGAAACCCAAUUUGAGGAGAACCAUACAUGACAGACAGAUAAAACAAUCACAAGGGGGAGGAGAAACGAGAGAGUUAGAAGUUGGAGAGAGUGUGCUAGCUAGGAACUACAGAGGAGAUCACAAAUGGACACCUGCAAAGGUCAAGGAACGAACAGGACCGCUCUCAUAUACAGUUGAGAUUGCACCAGAUACCAUCUGGAGAUGGCACAUUGAUCAGUUGAGAAGAUCAAAUGUUUCUCUGGAAAGUGGUUUUGUCAGUGUUCCAUUCAGCUCUACUGAUACUGUUACCAGUGGAAGUGAUGCAACAACACCUCCAGAUGGCACUGUAUCUUCCAGUGACGCACCACAAACACCAAUUCCAACCUGUGAAGAGAAACGUUACCCUACCCGUAUACGGAAGCCACCAACCUGUCUUGAUUUGUAGAAGAGACUCGCUUGAAUGGGACAUUAUAGUCAUAAGUAGCAUAAGUUUCUUUCUUUUGUAUGUGGAAUGUUUUGUUAAAGGUGAAACUGUUUUUUUUUUUUUUUUUAGGUUUUCUUAUCUAAGGGGGGGAGGAAGUGUAGUGUAUUGAGUUAAAUACAUAAACCCAGGAAUAAGCACUGUUGGCCACUCGGGGUUAGACAUUGGUUGGCCAGUGAAUUGUCCAAUGAGACACCUGUGUUAACAGAGUUUGUGAUUCAGUGAUUGCACAGUAAAAACUAAAAGAAGAACUGCCCAUCGUUGUCCUGACUUUUAUUUGUGUUAUUCGAACAAACACAACAGCUACAAAGAGGCAAAACUUACAGACUGCAGCUUUAAGCAAAUAUCAUUUAUUAUCUUUAUGAGCACAGUCUCUGUACUAUGAUGGAGUCUGAAACCAGAUUGAAAGUUGUCGAAGUAUCCAUUUAAGCUUAAGAAUUUGUUCAGCUGAUUGAAAACGACAUUUUCAAUGAUCUUGCCUAUGAAAGGAAUAUUUGAGAUUGGUCUAUAGUUGCUCAAUAUGGUGUUUUCCAGAUUGCUCUUUUUCAGGAAGGGCUUAACCACUGCAGAAAGAAGUGAGGUGUUUACCACUUCUAGGAGAUCUGCUUCUAAACAGUUUUUGAAAAACUCUUGAAAAAAGAUGUGGGAAGUGUGUCAAGGGAGUGUUGGAAAUUUAGAAGCAAAGACCAGGAGACUUGGUUGUAUCGUCAGCAGGAUUCUUUAUUGAGAACAUGCUGUUGGUUGCUGCAAUCAUCAAUAAAAGGUGUUGACCUUACACACAGCCUUACAAUGACCACUAAAACAAAAGCAUCCAAAGACAAUACAGGCAUUACCCCUGACUGUGCAGAUAAUAGUACCCCAAAUGGUACAGGAGCAAGUGCAAUGUGCUUUACUUUUUCUUUCAAAAUUUUACCAUCAAUUGCUUCAAAAUCAGACAUAGUAACUGCUUUCUGAGGUUGUGGUCUGAUCUGUCUGACCCUAGUGCAACUCAAGGAUGUGCUGAUCGCCUUUCUGAUAUUACUGAUUUUCUCAGAGAAGAAGGAAGCAAACUCACUGCAUUUGCUGUCUGAGAACAUUUCACUGGGAAUGUGACUUGGGGGGGUUUGUUAGUCCCGCUACAGUCGCAAAAAGAGUGCAUGUGUUAAGUUGCCGUUUAUAAUAUUUGAGAACAAGGUCUGUCUAGCUUUGCCUAGUUCCACAUUGAAAACAUAUAGAUGUUAUAGAUUUUAUUGUGGAUUUCACGUUGCAUUGUCUUUUCAUAUUUUGCACUGCUGUUGAGUUUCUCAAAGGUACUUUUUGUCUGCCACUCUUCUUCCUGACUAUUACAGGAGCAAUAUCAUCAAUUACACUCUUAACUUGAGUUAAAAGAAUCAAGAAGAAAAAGAGUCUGCAGAUAUGCUUGCUGUUAAAGAUAUAGCCUUCAUAAACAGCACACUAGUCAUCUAAUUUAAGCAUCUCUUUUUAACAGAGACAGACCUAGCUUCAAUAGUAGGAAAGAUCAGUAAUAUCCGGUCUUCACCUGUGGUCCUGGUCCCCAAACCUAAUGGCUUAUACAGGUUCUUUGUGGAUUACAGAAAGUUAAACAGCAAGACCGUACCUGACGCUUACCCAAUGCCACUGAUUCACGACAUCCUAGAAUCCCUGGAAGCUGGUUUAGCUCAUUGGAUCUGCAGUCCGGGUACUGACAGGUGAAGAUGGAGGAAACGAGUAGAGAGAAGAUGGCUUUUAUUACCACAAAGGGGCUUUUUCAAUUCAUGUCUAUGCCUUAUGGGCUCAGGAACGCCGCUGUCACCUUCCAGCAUUUGAUGGAGAGAAUUCUGGUUGACUUGAGGGGGAAAAUUUUGUCUACAUCAACGACAUCAUCAUCUAUUCAAAGACAUUAGAGCAACACAUUCAACACCUUAAUACUGUUCUCCAUAAACUUACCCAAGCCAGGCUGACACUGAACAUAAAGAAAUGCCACUUUUUUAAGCAACAGCUUAAGUUUCUCGGCCAUAUAGUCUCCAAGAGGACUUCGAGAAGACCAAGGCCAUUGCAGAAUUCCCUCCACUGAAAGACCUCAAAGCUCUGCAACAGUUUCUGGGCUUGGCAGGGUGGUACCAUAAGUUCAAUCCCCACUUUGCUGACAUUGUUGCUCCAUUGAACCACCUCAAAAAGAAAGGAGUUAAGUGGGAGUGGACUCCAGAGUGACAGGCUAGCAUGGAUGCACUGAAACAAGCAUUACAGAACUCACCAGUACUGAUACAACCAGACCUUAACAGAGCCUUCCAAGUUCACACAGAUGCAAGUGAUGUAGGACUGGGUGCAAUCCUCACUCAACAUUGCUUCACGGACCUUCACAGGGGCAGAAAAGUAUUGUAGCACUUCUAAAAAAGAAUGUUUUAGGGGUGGUUUGGGCUGUUGAAAAGUGGAGCCAUUACCUGGAGGGAAGGUUGUUUGAUGUCUUCACUGACCAUGCUGCACUCGCCUGGGUCUUCAGCUGUCCCAAGACCUCCUCACACCUAACUCGCUGGAUCUUCUGUCUGCAACAAUUCAACUUUCAGGUCCAUCAUAGAAAUGGCUGCAUCAAUAUGAGUCCUGACGCUUUAUCCCGGUUAUAUGAGCCAUCUUCUGAUGCUGCCCCAUGUCUCUCCAUAUCUUCUCACCACUUGUCUACCUCACCACACUCUCUGGAAGAAAUUGCUCAAACUCAACAUUUGGACAAUACCAUCACUCGCCUCCAAACUGGCAUCCAACCUCGCUCAGUCAAACAGCCCAUCACCUUUGAAGACCACCAAGGGGUGUGGUACUGCAAAGUUCCUUUAAGAAAUAAGGGAGAAAAGUAGCAGCUCAUGGUACCACAGUCUCUAACAACCGACUUCCUGCAUUAUUACCAUGACAAUCCCUUAGGAGGCUAUCUUGGACCGUUAAAAACAGUGCUGAAAAGCCUAGAGGUGGCAUGAUGGCCUUCCAUCAGGAAGGACAUUUGGCGGUAUGUCAAAGGCUGUGAGGUAUGCCAGAAAUACAAACCCAGCAAUA
This is a messenger RNA of Megalobrama amblycephala (Wuchang bream), 4740 nucleotides long. RefSeq lists its product as uncharacterized. The transcript has a single exon. Gene Ontology annotation, molecular function: nucleic acid binding. The coding region runs from base 1 to 1686 and encodes 561 amino acids. The record is from RefSeq and is a predicted model, not a curated record. NCBI's taxonomy places the organism in Eukaryota, Metazoa, Chordata, Actinopteri, Cypriniformes, Xenocyprididae. Gene Ontology annotation, biological process: DNA integration.